Molecule: messenger RNA, 3233 nt
Organism: Drosophila willistoni
Lineage: Eukaryota; Metazoa; Arthropoda; Insecta; Diptera; Drosophilidae
Product: zinc finger FYVE domain-containing protein 1
Exons: 8
Coding region: 350-2761 (803 amino acids)
Molecular function (GO): metal ion binding
Source: RefSeq, a predicted model, not a curated record
GCACAAGUUUGUUAUUGCUUGCAAUUGGUCAUAAAAAAAUACAAAUUCCGUUGGCCGUUUUGGUUUGCUCGGAAAAUGUGUGUGUGUGGUAUCUUAAAGUGUGUGUUUAUGGCAUCUGUGAAACCUUUACUCAUAAUAAAUUAGUUCUGUAAUACUUAACACCAAUUCUAGACUUAAGAGCUGACAGCUGACCGACGACCGCAAGCAACCACACGCACACGCGCAUUACAUACGUAUAUCGUUUAUUUUUUUAUUGUGAUUUACUUUUUUUGUUUUUGUAUUAAUGUAUGUAUGUACAUGUAAUCAGUAAAAUAUAAAAACACAGAGCCAGUAAAUAAACGAACAAACAAUGAUUAAACUCGAUACGACAAAUAAAAAUCAAUCGCCAAUCAUGCAACCGCUGCCCUAUUUCCAGGAUGAGGCACUUAAACCAGAUGUGGUUAAUGAUGCCGAUUUCAAGUCAAUACCCUUCAUUAACACCAAUGAAACGCUUGACUCAUUGGACAAUGCCAAUAGCUCGACAACGGCCCUGCGUUCCUUCCUCUUUCUAGAUGCCGAUGAGAAUCUACAGAUUGCCACACCGGAACUAUUUUGCAAGAAACUGCAGUGCCACAGUGAGGAUAAAAUAAAAGUGAUCUCAAUAUUUGGUAAUACGGGCGAUGGGAAAUCGCACACCAUGAAUCAAGUCUUCUUUGAUGGCGAACGAGUGUUCCGAACGUCGACAGAGCAAACAUCCUGCACAAUUGGCGUCUAUGCGGCAAUGCAGCGGGAACAGGGUGUUCUAUGCCUGGAUACGGAAGGGCUAUUGGGUACCACAGCUAAAAGCAAUAAACGUAUGCGAAUGUUACUGAAAAUACUCGCCAUUUCCGACAUUGUCAUCUAUCGGACACGCUCUGAGCGCCUUCACAGUGAUAUGUACGAAUUUCUGGGCACCGCCUCGAAAGCCUUUUGCCUGCACUUUACCCAAGCAUUGCAGGCCAUGGGCAAUGGCAGUACCCUUGGACCAGCUGUGAUUAUAUUUCAUGAGACGCACUAUACCAAACCACUGGAAAGUACUGUUGAGGAAAGUGCCGAGGACAAGUUGCGCAGCAGUUUUACUCGCCUGAAUUAUGAGACAAAUGCUUUUAGCUCGUUGCGUUAUGUGGGCAUACAAACGGAUGCGAAUAAGGCCACAAAUUUCCAAAAGAUCAAGGAUGCAUUGCGUCUGGAGAUUGAGAACACGGCGGUGCGUUCGCCACGUCAGCCGGCUGUGGUGUUUCGUGCCAUGAAGCUACUCAAUCAGAAGUUCGCCGGCGAGAUUAUCGAAAAGACCAUCAAUCCGUUUCCGGAGCAAUAUUUCACAUGCGGUGCACAUUGCGAGUCAUGCAGUCGUCGCUGCCAGCGCUCCAUGGGCCACGUGAGCGACGGUGAGCCGCACUUCAAUACACAACCGUGCAACUAUCAGCAUCAGUUCGAGAACAAGGAGUAUCUCUGCAAGGCAUGCUACAACAAUGGCAAGGAGAUUGUGGUUACUGUUCGCAGCCAAGCGCAUUCGGAUAGCGCCUGGUCGGGAUUGGCCAAAUAUGUAUGGAAGGGCGAUGUCAUUGAGUGCACCUAUUGUGGCGAAAUCUAUCGUACCCGUCAAUAUUGGUAUGGCAAUAAGUCCCCGGAGGCCUCUGUAGUGCGCGUUCAAGUUGUCCAUGUGUGGAAGGGCGGCAAUGCGGGAAUGCGCGGCAAUACCCAUUCGGCUCAAAUGAUGUUGGAUGGUGUGAGUUAUCUGAGCGAGGCCAUUACAAACAUAUCGGCACCAUCGGCCAAGGCCCUAAGUGGUUGGCUGGCAGACAAAGUGGCACCCAGCUAUUGGCGUCCCAAUCAGGAAAUUAUACUAUGCCAUGCUUGUAAGCGUAAUUUCGAAAAGACCGGAAUGCCCAAGCAUCAUUGUCGCGGAUGUGGCGAAGGUUUCUGUCACACCUGUAGCCAGAACAAGGUACCUGUCCCAGGGCGUGGUUGGCUACAACCGGUGCGCGUCUGCAACGAUUGUCAUCAGCAUUUGCAACGUAAAUCAGAUGCCACGCCUGACUCUCAAGAUCAAGCUGAAUUUAUUCAUUGCAAUUCCAAUCUGACUAUUGCACACACAGGCUCCAGGCCGACCAACGAAGACGGCGACAUAUUAGUACGUAAAUACGGUGAGACGAUCUACAAUACCAUCAGUACGGUGGCCUCAGUGGCCAUAGAUUAUCCCAAGGAAAUGAUCAAAGAUAGCGCACGGCCAUCAUAUUGGGUGCCAGAUGCCGAAUCGCCGGCCUGUUUCAUCUGCCAGGCUGUAUUUGGAAGCGUCGAGGAGUUGGCUCUGGCCCAUCAUGUGGGUCGAUUGCAUGUGCAACCGGGCAAGAAUAAAUCAAGCAAUUCCUCAUCCAAUCUAAAUGGCAGUGGCAGCUCCUUGACCCAAGGGAAUCCUGGAGACUGCCGACGCCACCAUUGCCGUCGCUGUGGCCAGGCGGUGUGCAGCAAUUGCUCAAAGACACGUAUGCCGGUGCCCGAACGUGGCUGGCAGACGGAUGUCCGCGUCUGUGAUUCAUGUGCCUGUGUUCCACAGGCCCUAACGCCAAACUCGCUGGAUGCAGCAGCACUGUCGGAUGCAAUCAACGGUGAGGGAUCCGCUCCAGACCCAUUGCCGCCGCGGCUGACUCAAACUGAUAGUCGACGGAACAGCAAUAGCGACUACCACAACGGCAAUACAUAUUGGAAUGCCAGUGACGAUGCCAAGGCCAAGACCGAAUGAGACGCGGUGUAUUCGUGUAGCGGCAGUAGCACAACCACAACCACAACCAUCAACACCAGUAGCACCAGCAGCAAUGUCACCAUUUGGACCAAGUGCCUGGUCAGACGUCCUGCUGGCCAUAAUGGCGACCCUACUUCUGUGGCCAAGCAGUGAAUGCUACUGGAUGGAUCCUCCUCGGGAAUCGUUUAGAUUUGCUAAGUCGUCUUGCAUUAGAAAUCAUACCCAUACAUUGUGAUACUUUAUAUGUUCUACGUUCGUAUAAACAACAAAGAAUUCUUUGGAAUUUGUCAGCUUUUCUUGUACAUAAACACUUAACUAUGUAUAACCACAUUAAGAAUAAUAAUAUAAUUAGCCUCACCCCUGCCCCGUGUGAAUUUAUUAUUAUUUUCUUCUUUUUUUUUUCCUUGUGAACUUUCUUUUGUAUUAAAUUUGCUUAGUGUAAAAUGUUAAAUAAAUGAAUUCAAUAAACAAA